AAUUGUUUAUGCGCACGCGUACUAAGUACUAGAUGUUAGCUGUCAUGAAGGGCGUUUGCGUUUGUGAAUUAAUGGACAAGUGAUUUAAAGUAUUUACGGUAAAUAUCGGUUUUAUUAAUAAAAGAGUGGUUGUGUUCAAAUAUUAUUGCUUCACCGAAUAGAUAGCCAGCUUUGCUGGUAAAUUUUAAACAAUGACAACGGACAUCAGUAUAGUGAGGUGGGACCCCACCUUGCAACAAGAAAUUGUCGAAGAUUACGAAUACGACGGGGGUAAUUCAUCGUCUAGACUUUUCGAACGGUCUAGAAUCAAGGCUUUAGCAGACGAAAGAGAAAGCGUCCAAAAGAAAACGUUCCAAAAAUGGGUGAACUCACACUUGGUCCGAGUGAACGCCCGUAUCUCAGAUCUUUACAUCGACAUGAGAGACGGCAAGAACUUAAUAAAACUUCUAGAAGUACUGUCCGGAGAACGACUGCCCCGUCCUACGAAAGGAAAAAUGCGUAUCCACUGCCUAGAAAACGUAGACAAAGCGUUACAGUUCCUAAGAGAACAGCGCGUUCAUUUAGAAAAUAUGGGAUCCCACGAUAUAGUAGACGGAAAUCCCCGCCUCUCCUUGGGUCUAAUAUGGACCAUUAUCCUUCGCUUCCAAAUUCAAGACAUCACAAUAGAAGAAACUGAUAAUCAAGAAACUAAAUCUGCUAAGGACGCACUUCUGUUGUGGUGUCAAAUGAAGACUGCAGGUUAUAAUAAUGUUAACGUUAGAAACUUUACAACAUCUUGGCGUGACGGUCUUGCUUUUAACGCUCUUAUUCACAAGCAUCGUCCAGAUCUUAUUCAUUUCGAAAAGCUGUCCAAAUCUAGCCCCAUCCAUAACCUCAAUAAUGCUUUUAAUGUAGCCGAAGACAAACUAGGCCUCACAAAAUUAUUAGAUGCUGAAGACGUUUUUGUAGAACAACCAGACGAAAAAUCCAUAAUCACUUACGUAGUUACUUACUAUCACUACUUCAGUAAGAUGAAGCAAGAAACCGUUCAAGGAAAACGUAUCGGUAAAGUAGUAGGUAUAGCUAUGGAGAACGAACGAAUGAUCAAAGAAUACGAAUCACUAACAAGCGACUUGCUUGCAUGGAUCGAAGCAACAAUAGUAGCUCUAGGUGAUAGAAAUUUCGCUAAUAGUUUAGCUGGCGUUCAAGCUCAACUAGGCCAAUUCAAUAACUACCGUAUUGUAGAGAAACCACCAAAGUUUGUCGAGAAAGGUAACUUAGAAAUUCUGCUCUUUACACUCCAAUCAAAAAUGAGAGCAAACAAUCAACGACCUUACACUCCAAAGAAGGUAAAAUGAUAUCAGAUAUCAACAGAGCUUGGGAAAGAUUAGAAAAAUCCGAACACGAAAGAGAACUGGCGUUGAGAGAAGAACUUAUCCGCCAAGAAAAACUUGAACAACUAGCUGCCAGAUUUAACCGAAAGGCAAGCAUGAGAGAAACUUGGUUAAGCGAAAACCAAAGGCUGGUGUCUCAAGAUAACUUCGGUCAAGAAUUGGCAGCCGUCGAAGCUGCAGCCAAGAAACAUGAAGCUAUCGAAACUGACAUAUUUGCAUACGAAGAAAGAGUACAAGCUGUUGUAUCAGUAGCUGGAGAAUUAGAAGCUGAAAAUUACCACGAUAUGGAAAGAAUCAAUGCUAGAAAAGAAAACGUUCUUAGACUAUGGAAUUACUUAUUGGAAUUGCUUAAAGCACGUAGAAUUCGUCUAGAUAUAUCACUUCAAUUACAACAGAACUUCCAGGAAAUGCUACAUAUUCUAGAUGCCAUGGAGGAAUUGAAACAACGUCUCCUUACUGACGAUUACGGUAAACAUUUGAUGGGCGUGGAAGACUUGCUUCAAAAACACAAUCUACUUGAAGCUGACAUUAACAUUCUCGGCGAUAGAGUAAAAGCAGUCGCUAGUCAGUCACAGAGAUUCGUCGAUAUUGAAAACGAAGAAGGAUAUAGACCAUGCGAUCCUGCCUUAGUAUUAGAACGUGUCCAACAAUUAGAAGAAGCUUACGCUCAGUAGUAAGACUUGCUGUUGAAAGAAGAACGCGCCUUGAAGAAAGUAAGAAAUUGUGGCAGUUCUAUUGGGAUAUGGCUGAUGAAGAUAACUGGAUUAAAGAAAAGGAACAAAUUGUUUCUACAUCAGAUAUUGGUCAUGACCUUACCACCGUCAACCUACUCCUUAGCAAACACAAGAUCCUUGAAAAUGAACUAUCUGCUCAUGAGUCACAGUUAGAGGCGGCCCUGGGUGUUGGAGAAGAACUCAUCAACGGAGGCCACUUUGGUGCAGAAAAGAUCCAAGAAAGGCUAAAUGAAAUCCGUGACGCAUGGAAGCAUCUUCUAGAUUUAGCAGCUUACCGCAGAAAGCGAUUAGAAGAAGCUGUAGACUAUCACCAACUGUUCGCUGAUGCUGAUGAUAUUGAUAUUUGGAUGUUAGAUACCUUACGAUUAGUAUCUAGUGAAGACGUUGGACAAAAUGAGGGUAACGCACAAUCUCUGCUCAAGAAACACAAGGAUGUUACCGAAGAACUUAAGAACUACGUGUAAGUGUCAUUGACGCCCUACACCAACAAGCAGAAGCUUUGGGACCAGAAGUAGCUAACUCACCAGAAGUCAAUAAAAGACUUGCUUCCAUCGACAACCGAUACAAAGAAUUAUUGGAAUUGGCCAAACUUAGAAAGCAACGCUUGCUUGAUGCUCUUUCACUAUACAAACUUCUUUCAGAAAGUGAUGGAGUUGAGCAAUGGAUCAAUGAAAAGGACUCGUAUGUUACAGACCAUGAUUCCUGCUAGAGAUAUUGAAGAUGUUGAAAUUAUGAAACAUCGUUAUGACGGUUUCGAGAAAGAAAUGAACAGUAAUGCUUCCCGCGUAGCUGUAGUCAACCAAUUAGCACGUCAAUUAUUGCACGUUGAGCAUCCCAAUUCAGAAGAAAUCACUGCCAGGCAAAAUCAUCUUAACCAGAAAUGGGCCGAAUUACGAGAAAAAGCAGAAGCUAAAAAAGAAGAACUUAACUCUGCUCAUGGCGUUCAAACCUUCCACAUCGAAUGCCGCGAAACUACUACUUGGAUUGAAGACAAAGUUAGAAUACUACAAACAACAGACAGUUUGGAAAUGGAUCUUACAGGUAUUAUGACCCUUCAACGUCGUCUCUCAGGAAUGGAAAGAGAUUUGGCAGCUAUUCAAGCUAAACUCACUGCACUUCAAAAAGAAGCUGAUAGUAUCGCUGAUGAACAUCCCGAAGAAGCAGCUGUUAUUAGGGAACGUAUUACACAAAUUCAGGUCAUUUGGGAGACAUUGACUCAAAUGCUGAAAGAAAGAGACUCGAAACUUGAAGAAGCUGGUGAUCUUCACAGAUUCCUUCGUGAUUUGGAUCACUUCCAAGCUUGGCUUAGCAAAACUCAAACAGAUAUCGCUUCUGAAGAUACUCCAAGCUCUCUUUCCGAAGCUGAGAAACUACUUUCUCAACACCAAGCUAUUAAAGAAGAGAUUGACAACUACACAUCUGAUUACACGAAGAUGAUGGAGUAUGGAGAGAGAAUUACAGCAGAGCCAAGUACUCAAGACGAUCCACAGUAUAUGUUCUUGAGAGAACGUCUAAAGGCAUUGAAAGAUGGAUGGGACGAAAUUCAUCAAAUGUGGGAGAACAGACAACAGCUCCUUUCUCAAUCACUCAGUUUGCAAUUACUCGACAGAGAUGCCAGACAAGCGGAAGUUAUCCUCAACCAACAAGAACACACUUUGGCGAAAGAUGAGAGUCCAACAACACUAGAACAAGCUGAGAACUCACUCAAACGCCACGAAGCAUUCCUCGCUACCAUGGAAGCUAAUGAUGACAAAAUCAAUGGCGUUGUAGAAUUCUCAAGAAGAUUGGGCGAUGAAGGACACUUUGCUGGAGAUAAGAUCACUAAAAGAGCUGACAAUAUCGAUGAACGUAGAAUGGCCAACAGAGAGAAAGCUCAAGCGCUCCUGGAAAGACUUAGAGAUCAAUUGGAGCUACAUCAAUUCUUACGAGAUUGCGAUGAAUUGGGCGAAUGGAUUCAAGAAAAACACAUUACAGCUCAAGACGAAACCUACAGAUCAGCCAAGACUGUUCACUCGAAAUGGACAAGGCAUCAAGCUUUCGAAGCCGAGAUUGGUGCUAACAAAGAACGCCUUCAUAACCUCCAAAAAGCCGCCGAAGAAUUGGCUAAAGAGAAACCAGAAUAUGCUAGUCACAUUCAACCAAAGAUCGAAGAUAUGGUAGAUCAGUUCGAUGUAUUAGAGCAAACGACGAAAGAGAAGGGCGAACGCCUGUUUGACGCUAACCGCGAAGUACUUAUCCACCAAACUUGCGAUGACAUCGAUUCGUGGAUGAACGAUCUCGAAAAACAAAUCGAAAGCGACGAUACUGGUGCCGAUCUGGCCUCUGUCAACAUUCUCAUGCAAAAACAACAG
Messenger RNA from Diabrotica balteata, 4458 nucleotides. The record is from the annotation of a GenBank genome assembly. Lineage: Eukaryota; Metazoa; Arthropoda; Insecta; Coleoptera; Chrysomelidae.